GUGAGGAUUUUUGCACGAAAGGGAUGCUGAAUUGCAGAAUAUGAGUCAGCGCGUGUCUGUGAGCUGAGGUGGAGUGUGUCUCUCCCGUUGCACGGCUGUCUCGGUCCGCCACAAACCUUCCUACGCCAGGAUGCAGCUGCUCAGAGUUGCGUGGGCACUGACCGGAGCAGCGAUCUGCUGCUUUCUGCUUCUCCUCAUUCACUCCCGCCUGCUCAAAGAAGGCCAGCUGGCAGCGGGGACAUGUGAGAUUGUGACGCUGGACAGGGACAGCAGCCAACCACGGCGGACCAUCGCCAGGCAGACGGCCCGCUGCGCCUGUAAGAAGGGCCAGAUCGCUGGAACUACAAGAGCCAGACCUGCCUGUGUGGACGCUGGUAUUGUUCGGAAAAAGCAGUGGUGUGAGAUGGUGCCGUGUUUGGAGGACGAAGGCUGUGACCUGUUAGUCAAUAAAUCUGGCUGGACUUGUACACAGCCCGGAGGCCGAGUCAAAACCACCACGGCUCUAUGACGCGACAAGAGUCCCCCUCGACACUCUUGCACUAUGGAGAGCAUUGAUGACCCUUUGACAGACAGCCAAAAACCAUCUGCCAACACCACCCUACCACCACCACCACCAACAACAUCACAACUACUCCACCCAAACCCUGGUCCCGCAAAGGCAGGAAGCAACACAAGCAGCUACAGAGCACCAAGGGCCUCAUGGAGGCAGCAAGGUCUCAUAACACAGCCAGGGACGGGAAAACCAGGGAGUGACUGUUUAAGGGAGCAAACGCUCCCUUGGACACUGGACAAACUACUCGCUGUAAAACACUUUCCAUUUCCUAUGACUGGCCCCCUCGGGAUUGUGACUGCUCCCUCGUGCCAUCUGUCGUUGGGUCAAAAUGUUGCGUCGACCUCCUCUCCACUCUAUCUGCCUGCUCUGUGAAAUUAGCAGCGCCUGCUUGUGCUAUGGAGAAUCGGACACCUAAAAAUCCUACGAAUGGUUUUUGCCUCAGUUGAGGUACUUUGUUUGAAACUGAAACAAAGACAGGGAAAUUACAGACCGGACCCUGUUGCUUGUUGGACCACUUCGCGAGGCCGUAAAAGCCAAACUGAGCGCUCUCUGCUGUGAAUAGGCCUUCUGCUGGAGUAAACCUCCCAUAUUUUUAUAGACCAAAGAGCAAAACAACAAAUAUGAUCAUUAUGCCAGAGUGGACCAUGUGGCAAAGACACACAGACACUUUGUGAACUUGCUGUUUGUGUCACCACCAACCAACGACUGCCCCCCUCAGAGGCACGCUGCACAAGUGGGCCGAUGCAAACCGAACGGUGGCACAUGUACCGUACACAAUCAAAGGAGUACUUUUAAAACUUUCCAGACAUUUUUUUUCUCAGACUAAGCCCACCACUGUAUUUUGGAACUGGAGAUAUAGGUACUACAUAAUAUAACUGUGUAUCAAAAAACAAAAAAACAAAAACAAAACAAAAAAAAACGAACUGAUUUGCAUUUUUCAGUAGCUACGGGUGGGAGAGUUUGCCGGAAGUGUUGUCGAGUUGGUCACAGAUCAGGAGCGCGGAUCAUAUCAGAGAGAUGAUGAAUAUCUACAGAGUAUAAAUGCUAUCGAGUCUGAAAAUAAGGAGUAAAGAAAUGUCAUUAAAUGUAUUUUGAAAGGCCCUAAAAAGUUAUAUAUUUAACAGUUUUAUAUGUUGUACCUUUGUAGAGAAGCUUAUUGGACUUAAAAUGUGGUCACAAUGGCAGUUUAGUAGGAUGUGAACAAAUGCUGUUGUUCUCAUUACUGCUGGCUCGUAGUCCCAGGUUUUCUGUUCACACCUCAGUAGCCGCUUUCUUUUCAUGGUCAUCUACAAGUCACUGUCUAUCAGAAUCAUUAAUGGAAAAAAUAAGGAAAGUGACACAAUUUAUUGAGGACUGAUC
Plectropomus leopardus (leopard coralgrouper) is the source of this 1912-nucleotide messenger RNA. It is a transcript of the gene tafa5a, whose product is annotated as TAFA chemokine like family member 5a. Gene Ontology annotation, biological process: G protein-coupled receptor signaling pathway. Gene Ontology annotation, molecular function: G protein-coupled receptor binding; receptor ligand activity. The record is from RefSeq and is a predicted model, not a curated record. NCBI's taxonomy places the organism in Eukaryota, Metazoa, Chordata, Actinopteri, Perciformes, Serranidae.